Messenger RNA from Coffea eugenioides, 1010 nucleotides. Its product is annotated as ADP-ribosylation factor GTPase-activating protein AGD3-like. Gene Ontology annotation, molecular function: GTPase activator activity; protein binding. The transcript has 9 exons. Gene Ontology annotation, cellular component: cytoplasm. The record is from RefSeq and is a predicted model, not a curated record. Bases 372 to 836 code for a protein of 154 amino acids. Lineage: Eukaryota; Viridiplantae; Streptophyta; Magnoliopsida; Gentianales; Rubiaceae.
CCCCACAACGGUAUUUUUCCAUUUUUUAGUGACAGCCAUGAAAUAUCGCAUAAAUUGGUCCCCCUUUCCCAUAUUGUCUCCUCUAUUUUCGCUCUGUUCUGACCUCUAUCAACCAUUUCCGACUCCCUUUUCAUUUUUAGUCUCUCUUCUUUCUGCCCUUUACUUUUCUUGGCCUUCUUUUAACUUGAAGACAAGAAUUUUCCAAUUCAAGAUUGUGUAGCAUGAUAUUUUUAAUGGGUUUUUUUUUUAAAAGAAAAUUUUGAGGAUUUUAUAAAAGAAUAUUAAUGGUUAGAUUUGUCGGUGGGGAUAGUGAUCAUGGUCAUAUGAAGUUGGGUUGGAUUGCUAGUUGAUGCUAUAUUGCAGAGGAUCAGAUGCAAGAGGAAAAGAUGCAGUUCGCAAGGCUUGAUGAUUCACCGAUGUUCCGGCAACAGAUCCAAUGUUUGGAAGAGAGUGCUGAGAAUUUAAGGGAAAGAAGUGUAAAGUUCUUUAAAGGAUGCCGGAAGUACACAGAAGGUCUUGGAGAAGCAUACGAUAGGGACAUUGCUUUUGCAAGUGCUCUUGAAACAUUUGGAGGCGGUCACAAUGAUCCCAUUUCUGUUGCAUUUGGAGGCCCUGAUAUGGCUAAGUUUGCAAUUGCUCUGAGAGAAAUUGGAAUGUACAAGGAAGUUCUUCGAUCGCAGGUGGAGCACAUACUAAAUGAUAGGCUACUGCACUUUGCUAAUGUUGAUCUUCAAGAUGUCAAGGAAGCUCGUAAGCGUUUUGAUAAGGCUAAUGUUACUUAUGACCAGGUCCGCGAGAAGUAUUUGUCAUUGAGGAAAGCACUAAAAAUGAUGUAGCUGCUGCGUUAGAGGAGAGGGACGUUCCAGGAACUUCAUAAUUCAAGAUCUGUGUUUGAGCAAUCACGGUUCAAUCUGGUCAGGUUGGUGCUCUUUCUACUGUUGAGGCAAAGAAACGAUUCGAGUUUUUGGAUGCUGUAGGUAGUGCAAUGGAUGCUCAUCUUCGUUAUUUCA